AUGACUUUGAGCGUGGCUGAAGCUAGUGAUCCAAAGAAGAACCCCCUCAAUCCAGAAGGCAUAAAACCUUGCUGUGUAUGUCCACAGACCAAGAAAGCAAGAGAUGAAUGCUUCCUUUUCAAUGGCUCAAAUGCAGACUCUUCCAACGGCUCAUCCGAUGCUUGCAAGGGCGUUUUAGAAGCUCAUCAAGCGUGUAUGCGUUCAUUUGGAUUCCCAGUUUGA
Wallemia ichthyophaga EXF-994 is the source of this 222-nucleotide messenger RNA. RefSeq names its product Cytochrome c oxidase copper chaperone. Lineage: Eukaryota; Fungi; Basidiomycota; Wallemiomycetes; Wallemiales; Wallemiaceae. The transcript has 2 exons. The record is from RefSeq and is a predicted model, not a curated record. Gene Ontology annotation, molecular function: copper ion binding; copper chaperone activity. Bases 1 to 222 code for a protein of 73 amino acids. Gene Ontology annotation, cellular component: mitochondrial intermembrane space. Gene Ontology annotation, biological process: mitochondrial respiratory chain complex IV assembly.